Psammomys obesus (fat sand rat) is the source of this 4164-nucleotide messenger RNA. It is a transcript of the gene Samd12, whose product is annotated as sterile alpha motif domain containing 12. Gene Ontology annotation, biological process: cell surface receptor protein tyrosine kinase signaling pathway. Gene Ontology annotation, cellular component: cytoplasmic side of plasma membrane. The record is from RefSeq and is a predicted model, not a curated record. Gene Ontology annotation, molecular function: protein binding. The coding region runs from base 71 to 556 and encodes 161 amino acids. The transcript is spliced from 5 exons. NCBI's taxonomy places the organism in Eukaryota, Metazoa, Chordata, Mammalia, Rodentia, Muridae.
GGGGGAGCGCGGGGCUGGAGGAGUACCUCGGCCAAGAAAAUUAUGCAUGCGUUAGGCAAGCUCUGAGAGAAUGGCUGUGGAAGCUCUCCACUGUGGUUUGAAUCCACGGGGUAUUGAUCACCCUGCCCAUGCUGAAGGAAUUAAACUGCAAAUUGAAGGUGAAGGUGUAGACUCUCAAUCCAUUAAAAACAAAAAUUUCCAGAAGGUUUCUGACCAAAAAGGAACCCCCAAGAAACUGCAGGGAGAAGCUGAGACAUCAAAGUCAGCUACAGUGAAGCUGUCAAAACCAGUGGCCCUGUGGACUCAGCAGGAUGUCUGCAAGUGGUUGAAGAAACACUGUCCAAAUCAGUAUCAGAUCUACAGUGAGUCAUUCAAACAACACGACAUAACUGGGCGAGCCCUGCUGAGACUCACAGACAAGAAGCUGGAGCGCAUGGGGAUCGCCCAGGAGAACCAAAGGCAGCACAUCCUGCAGCAGGUGCUCCAACUGAAGGUGCGGGAAGAAGUCAGAAACCUGCAGUUACUCACACAAGCCGCAGCAGAGGGUUCUUUAUAAACAUGCUAGCCUUGCAAGCUGCUGUCCUGCCAGUGGAUGUGAGCUUGGCCUGUUCCCCAGGGAAAGACUUACUCAUGGCACCACCAGAAGAGAUCCUUGGAGCACUGACAGAUUAACUGGAUUAAUUGAGAAAACGUCUAUUUUAUGGACGUUUGUCAAGAUUAUGGACUUUGGGAGAAAAAAAAAUCUUAGUUUGCUGUGGAUUUUCAAAUGAGGUGCAUAACAUACAGUGCCAACUCGUUGGCAGUCAUUGGCAGACCAUUAGCUGGAAACUCCCUUCCAGUUUUCAUCACUGUGCAUCACUCAAGUUCCCCUUGGGCUCCCUCUGUGCCCUCCACUAGAAGUCCUGUUUUAGCAUGGCAACCACAGGAUUAUUUCAUUAAGUGUGCAGACGGCAUGAUGUUUUAGAAAAAAAGAGUUCUGCAAUCUCAGUGGAAGGGUUCAAAAUAUUAGGCCCUGGUGGGAAUGUAAACAUGUCUAGAUCAUGUUAGUUACAUCCAAUGCUGAACCACUUUAUAUGAGAACACUACACUGGGAUAAAAUAGCACAUUUGGUACAUGUAGGAAAACAGAUGUUUUCUCUUUUCUUUAUAAUUCUUGUCUUAUUUCUGGCUCAGACUGUCUAAGACAAACUGUACUCCUAGUAUACUCCUAGUUGUUUGUGGUGUAAAUAUGGCCACAAUACUGUUAGACUUUACCUGUUGACACUUAACUGGAUAGCUGGAUUACUCAUAGCACAAGGGGAGGUAAGAAUCAAGCCUGAUGGCUGGAAUAUUUGAAGUCUCAGUUCUUUGUACCCGGCACAACUUAACACAUGGCAUAAUGACACUCUGUACAAAAUACUUCUCUUUGGCUAAUGCAUACAUACUCUUGUCCCUUAGAGGAGAUCUUCAGACACAAAAGAGGAUAGCCUUCUUUCCAUCAAAGACCACUGUGGAUUGAUGCCAAGGGCAGCAGGACACAAUCUUCCUCAGUGGUCCCACUUCCACACUUAGGAAAACUUCCAAAGGUCAAUUUAAGUCACAGUUCUAGAGAGAAGCAUCAAAUGACCCCCCCACUCUGUGCCUAGAGAAGGAACACAUCUAGCCAACACUAGGUUUCUUCUUCAGCAUAGAAUUUACUCUUCCCUUUUAUGUAUAUAUGACUUCCUUUUUUAAUGUGAAUUUCAACAAAGCAUAGUCCUGGAAAACCCUUCAGUUCAGUGAUUGCUUACCAGGACACUAGGAAAGUGUUCAUUCAUAGGGAUUGCUCCUUUGUGAUACAUUAGCAUCUUUUCCCGGGAAAUAGAAACUUGGCUGAAUCCAAAACUCAGCAAAGUGUGUUAUGAGCACCCAUUAACCUAACCUGAGAGCAACAGGAAUCAGAGAUUAAUAUUUAAAAUAGAUGUAACAACUUCUGGAACCCUUCCAGCAUAAGCAAGUAAGACAUUUUGCAUUAUUCCAAACAUUCAUUGGCUGUCUUGACUUGGUGUCUCAGGAAGCAGAAAGUCCUGAAUGAGAUACACAUAGGACAUCUGUCUACAGGAUGGCUCUUAUCAGGAUGUGUGCUAGAGAAGGGGCUACCAACAGGGAACUCCAAGAAAUGAUUGUUACCAUGAGAUUGGGACUUUAUACAAAUCACCAUCAAACCUACCACAGACCAUAAUUCUCUAAGAAGCUGGCAUUGAUAGUCCAAACCCAGGCUGCCAACAUUCCAUCUGUAUGACCCAUCCACUUUGCCUUAGUUCCAACAACAGGGUUUAUGGAUCCCACCAUUCCUUCUUUUGAGCCAAGUUCUUGAGCCAAGAACUGUAUGUACUGAGUCAACUCCAGUAUGUAAAGCACACUCUACCUGCUUCUACUUAAUUAUUUCUUUCUCUCAAACACCCCCCUCCUUUCCCACAGUGUAAACUGAAUGGAGACACCCACAUCACCUUACCACAGAAACAUAGGAAAAUGUUCAUGGCAGACUGUAGUCAGAUCCCUUGCCUGAAUGAGUGGGCAGCUACACAGCACAAAUAGAACCUUUCUAAACAGCCAACUAAGUUGAUCAGAGCUUCCUGAAGCAGCUGUUAGUUGCUUUCUUUGAUGCCCACUCCAGUCCCUAUACUUCCAAUGUUUCUAUAGACACUAUUAUUUAUCACUAUGCUGGAUUCUCUGAGAUGCCAAUUCUGUAACUACUCUAAAGACCCUGAAUUGGUUCUAAUGAAUCCUAUAAACCCUGCCAGGUGCUGAGAUAUUGUAGCUGGGAAUUAACUGAUUGUAUUCAGUGAUAUUCUGAGACUCCAGCUAACACCCUUGGAAAACAUUGUAGUGCAGAGGUCCACUAAAUUAUCAUGGGCUAUCAUUAUUUUGGCUUUUGCAAAAUAAUCUGAGUAAUUAAAAAGAGUUGCCUCUUUUUUUUUUUUUUUUUUUUUGAGUCAGAGGAAUACUGCAACGUUAUUAAAAGAUAAUGGCUAAAGAUGAAAGUGGGAAAAGGCAAAAUGAAAGCCCUUAAAGAGCCCAGUUGAAAAUGGUAUCUCUAAAUAUGCCUUACUGCCUGGCACAAUCUACAUAUUUGCAUAUGAGCCCAUAUUGUUUUUGAAACGGUCGACCUCUGUUUAAAAUGAUUAUAGGUUAGGAAACACAGUGGCACAAAAAUCUGUGCAUGCACUAGCAAAACCAGAAAAAUGGAGAAAUGAUUUUAUUCACAGUCUUCGGCUUCCUUGUUGUAUGGGGAUUCUUUGUGAAACUGCCUUAUGGUUACUUCUUGCUGUGCUAUGUGUGUUUGUGUGUGCGGGGCGGCGGAGGGGGGGGGUGAAGUCCUGACAUGUCUAUGGUGAGUUUUGUUUAGCAGGACAGAGAUACAGAGAGCUAAGAGGUAAAUUCUUUCAUAUGUAAAGACUGUAAAUGAUUGAGGCUUAAUUUUUCCUUUUUCUUAAACCUGUGCUACCCCUUUUACUAAAAGGCUGACACUCACACUUACACAGGAAAGGCACUCUUGGGAAUGAACUGAAAUAAGUAAUUAUCAAGCUCUCCAGGGUGCUGAGGGGAUUAGCUCAUUUCAGAUCCAGAACCGAAUUUAAAUAUGCAGAGCAAAUCAUGACAGUAGCUUGAGACUUGCCUGGGAGGGUAGCGACCCUAUCAACGAUCUUUCUGGUAAGUGUCUUUACCUUCAAAUCCCUGCACAAGUUGCUUGACAUGUGGACCCACCAAUCUGGUUUCUGCCUUCGAAAAGUGGGUAAACAUGCCAAGUUCUCUCCAGACCCCUUUUGCAGCUGCCCAAACAGAGGCACACCGUCCUCGGAACUCGGAAAAACGUGCCAUUUUUAACAUUCAAGGGGGAGAGGGAAGAUCAAGGGUGCCUGUGAAUAUAAACUAAGGUAAGACCUUCGAACAAAUCCACCCCGGAACACCCUGAAUGCUUUCUUUAUCUACGAAUGUCACAUAAUUGGUUUGAGAGAGCAACAGUAAAAGUCUCAAGGAAGUAAAGUUUUCAAGACACCCCUAACACUUUUUUUUUAAUCAAAACCUCUUUCCCAUGCAUUAUCAGGUUCAUCCUUUGCUCUGUUUUCUUCCAUGUUCUUUAGAGCAAUUUUGCUACUUGACAACUAGACUUAAAGCUGCCAUAGACUUAAAAAUCUAAUCUUUG